AUGAUUCCAUUUCGAACACCGUUUUAUCUUCAAGAUAAACACUCCUUUGUUACUUGCACUUAUGUUCCAAAAUACCGUGCGAUUUGGCUAUAUACGACACCAUUAUGUGUUGAUGAUGACGAAAAGGAUCCGAUAAGAUGUGAAGUAUCAUGGAAUGACGAGAUCUGUCGCCUUACUCAACGAUCAAUUAAUGAAAUAAAUGAUACCACUGCACACACGACACCAUUGAUUGCAAUUGAUUUUGGUGGAUUUGGCAUCAGUGAUCAAGGAAUACGACAUUUUGCUGAUGCUCUGCGUCAUAACACGACAAUCAUUUCACUAGAUUUAUCCGACAAUGGUAUACAAGACCAAGGAGUAGAACAUCUUGCUGCUGCUUUACUACAUAACAAAACAAUCACGACAUUGAAUCUUGUUCGCAACGGUAUUGGAGAUCGAGGAGCACGAUAUCUUGCAAACGUUCUGCGAAACCACCAGGUAAUUUUUAUUUCGUAUGCUUUUUGCUCUCUCGUACACACGUUUCACAUAGACAUUGAUUUCACUAAAUAUCAUUCGCAACAAAAUUACCGACAACGGAGCAGGAUAUCUUGCAAACGCUCUGCAAUAUAAUGAGGUAGUUCUUUUUUCUAUGUAUGUAGCUUUGAUGUUAUUACCUACUCAUACAGA
This is a messenger RNA of Rotaria sp. Silwood2, 663 nucleotides long. The record is from the annotation of a GenBank genome assembly. Lineage: Eukaryota; Metazoa; Rotifera; Eurotatoria; Philodinida; Philodinidae.